AUGGUUAAUUCGGGAGAGCCUGAAAGAAUGGCGCUUGCAUCCCUUGGGUUGUUAGUAAAUGGGUCGCUGACUCUUGACCACUUGGAUCCCCCACGUGAAAGACGAAAAGGGUUUUUAGUCCCAAGGUUUAUGCCAAUGAGCGAUGGCGAUGGGAAAACGAGGCUGGCCUUCUGGCAACACAUGGUGGCGGGCUCGCUCACGGGCAUCAUCGAGCACUCGGCAAUGUUCCCGGUGGACACCGUCAAGAUCCACGUCCAGAUGACUCCAUCGUCAAACUCUUCUCCCUGCUCGCGAGCCCUCUCGGGCGCUGUGCGAUCCAUCCUCAAGAGCGAUGGCCCCGCGGGCUUCUACAGGGGCCUGGGCGCGGUGGCGAUCGGCGCUGGGCCCUCGCACGCCCUCCACUUUGCGGUGUACGAGCUCGUUCGCGACCGGCUCGGGGGCAACGAGGACGAGCACCGGCGGCGCCACCACCGCGUGGCGGCGGACAUGGCCGCGGGCGCCGCCGCCACCAUCGCCGGCGACGCCCUCCACACGCCCAUGGACGUGGUGACGUGGCGGCGUGUACGGCUGGAGGAUCUUCCGUACCAAGGGUUCCUGGCGUUUUACGCGUCCUACGGCCCCUUCUCCGCCGUACAGUUCGCCACGUACGCGGCCGUCAAGAGGAGGAUGCUGGACGCCGGGGAGCACCGGCGGGGGCGCUGGCCAGGUGUUUGCGGUGCUGCGAAGUAUGGGACGAAUUCUAUAGCUGCGGUUGCGCAACACAUUGUUGCAAAGGAAGGCUGGGCGGCCUUGUUCAAGGAGGUGGUUCCUAGGGUUUUGUUGCAUGGUCGACUUACGAGGCUGGGACGGCGUUUCUACGUACUUUGGACUCGUCCAAGAGCGUAA
Molecule: messenger RNA, 885 nt
Organism: Selaginella moellendorffii
Lineage: Eukaryota; Viridiplantae; Streptophyta; Lycopodiopsida; Selaginellales; Selaginellaceae
Product: mitoferrin
Exons: 3
Coding region: 1-885 (294 amino acids)
Biological process (GO): iron import into the mitochondrion
Cellular component (GO): mitochondrial membrane
Molecular function (GO): ferrous iron transmembrane transporter activity
Source: RefSeq, a predicted model, not a curated record